Molecule: messenger RNA, 2365 nt
Organism: Harmonia axyridis
Lineage: Eukaryota; Metazoa; Arthropoda; Insecta; Coleoptera; Coccinellidae
Product: serine/threonine/tyrosine-interacting protein-like
Exons: 3
Coding region: 166-918 (250 amino acids)
Biological process (GO): regulation of ERK1 and ERK2 cascade; negative regulation of SCF-dependent proteasomal ubiquitin-dependent catabolic process; negative regulation of protein binding
Cellular component (GO): cytoplasm; nucleoplasm
Molecular function (GO): protein tyrosine/serine/threonine phosphatase activity; F-box domain binding
Source: RefSeq, a predicted model, not a curated record
CGCGAGAUUGGAGGGAAAGUUUUAUGCUUGAAUUAGGUCAGCUGGUGAAGCGGUUAAGUUAAGCGUUCAUAUGUUUUCGUUAAAAAGUUUGAAAUUACAAAUUUUGAUAAUCAGACACCGAGUUCAGUAUCUAUAAAAUAAUCUUUGCUUUCCAUUUCAUUAAAAAUGGUGGAUAUCAGUACCUCGUUUAGAGUUGAGACUCAUAAUGUUGAAGAUGUUCUUUGUUAUCGAGACAAGAAUUUUUAUCCAUCAUCAGGAUGGAAUUAUCUUAUGAGACGAAAUAUGCAAGAGGUGAUUCCAGGCCUCUUUCUAGGUCCAUACUCAUGUGCACUAGAACAAUGUCAUAAUAAUUUAUUGGAACAAGGAAUCACACAUAUCGUUUGUGUUAGGGACAUUUCUGAAGCACAUUUCAUUCGUCCUCAGCUGGAUCAAAAUUUUACUUAUUUGACAUUGGAUAUAGCCGAUUCCAAAAUGGAGAGUAUCAUAGCAUUAUUUUCUGCAGUAAAUAAGUUCAUCAAUGAAGCUUUCAAAAAAAAGAGUAAAGUUCUUGUACAUGGUAAUACAGGAAUAUCUAGGAGUGCUACUUUAGUUGUAGCAUAUGUUAUGGAAACCUACAAUUUAUCAUAUGUGCAAGCAUUGAAACUUGUGAAAGAGAAAAGGGGAUGUAUUAAUCCCAAUGAAAGUUUUACUGCCCAAUUAUAUGAAUAUGAAGUCCUUUAUAAGACCAAAAAAUUCUUUGAACUUUGUGGACAAUCUUCAAAAGUGAGAGAAACUGUGAAAAGGAAACAUGAUGAGAUGGAUCAGCCUCAUUCAAAAGUUGACCCAGUUCAGUUAGAAUCAUCUGAUUCUAACCAAACCACUAAUUCUUAUAAAAAAUUUGCAAAUGUAAGUAGAGUUUCUACAAAACGCAAAAUAUAAUAUUGUAUUUUAUGUAAAAGAAAUGUUUGGCAUUAGUGAAUUAAUGGUAUUUAAAAGGGCACAUUUCUGGAUCAAGCUUUUUAUUCUUGAUUCUGUAUCUAAAGUGACCUGAUUAUUUUAUAUUCAGUUUUGUUAUUACUUUGAAGAAUUUCACUGAUGAAUUAACUGAAUAGUAAAGAAAUUUCAUUUAAACAUUGAUUUCCAAAAUAUUAUGUCCAAUGAUCAAAGUUAAAUACCUCAGAGUGAAGAAACUCAGUAUAGACAUCACAUUUCAGAUGCACUGACACUUUUUAUGAAGUUUUUAUAGAAGAAACGAUACAUCUGUUCUUAAGUUUACUGAUAAAUACUUGUGGUUAUUUUGAGUAAUUGACCGAUCAAUUUUUUUUUAAAGUAUGUAUAUGGAUAAAUUUACUAAUUCCUAUUUUAUAAUUAGGAACACUGAUAUGGAUUAUGAAUCAAUAGAUUGAUAAAAAAAAAUUAUAAUCUCAAAUGCAAUGAAUUUACCUUUUCAAUAAAAAAUUAAUUUUUGGGAUACUGUUAACUCAUUGAUGAUAUGAUCGGUUUUUCCAUUAUGAUCUCUUCAACAAAACUUUGAACAAUCAUAGUUUUAAUUGCAACAACAAAAUUUUAUUGAAAAAACCAUUAUUAUCUUGAUUGCUUGCCAUAGUAUUCCGACCUUUUAUAUAGUUCUGAAAGGAAUUGAAAUCUGUAGAGUUGUAUUACAGAAUUUAUUUUUAUUUGGAAAAAGUUUUAGAUAUUAUUUAGACAUAUUUGACAUAUCAUAUGAUCUCAAUUCUUAAAAUAUCGAAAUAAAUAGAAGAAUUUAUAGCGUAUUCGACUGGCUGCACCAGUGCGAAUUAAUUUGAGCCAAUUUUGUCAUUAAGCUCUACAAAAAUUCGAACUGGUGCGGCCAGUUUAAUAUUUGUAGAAACCAUUUUUCAAAUGUAAUUACAAAGCUCUAUCAUAAUUUAUUUUCACUUUUUUCUAAAUAAUUUUUCACUGCACUCGAUGAAAGACCAGUAAUUAUUGCUGUGUAAUAAUUAUUGAUACCAAAUAUUCAUUUUGUGAAUAAAAUUGCAUUUAUGCUCAUUGUGAAAUAGAUCCAUGAUUCUAUUUUUUAUAUGUAAUUUUCACAGUAUUGAAAAAUCAGGAAGGAGUGAAUCAAAUUUUGAUAGUAUUAAUUGCUGAUGCCAGAUAUUUAUUCUGUAAAUAGAUAUGAUUUUUCUAGUUUUAAAUUUUGUAUUAAUUAAGAAUUUAGUUUAGAUUUCUUGAAUGAUUCAAUUGUUCAAUUGGUUUUCCAAGUCAGUACCUGAUCUAUUAUUAGAGAAAUGUAAAUAAAUAGAUUUAGAUGAUGAGUGUGGCAAGUCCAAUUGUAUUUUCUAUUUUUAUAUGUUGUAAAAUCAAAAUUAAAAAAAAAUCAAAAUAUGAAUAAAAUUAAUUUUUUGAA